ACCAUUAUACACAUUUCAAGGACUCCACUUAGAAUUACAAAUAAGGAUACUUAACAAUCUUUUAGAAAUAGCCAAAAGAGAAGACGUUGUAACAUUUGCAACUAUCCAAAGAAUUCAAAAAGAAGUGAACAGAAUUAAAGAUUUUAUAAGAUUUCAUAAGUUAAAGAUUACAAUUGAUGAAAUUCUUGAAGAUUUAAGAAACAAUCAAGUAUUAAAAGAGAAUCCAAAUCCAUUUUGUAUCCAUUGCUAUCUGAUAACAGAACAACCUUCGGAAGAAUUUGGAAGAUUUUGUAUUACUGAAAAGACUGUAAAGGCUUUUGGUAAAGCAAAAGAAAACAAAGAUAAUUCUGUAGUAUUAAAUCAGUGUUUUAAACUAAUUAUAACUUUCAUAAGAUAUUACAAACUUGCACAAGAAUCUUUUGAAGACUUGCUAAAUAUAUUAGAAAACAAGUGGACAUUAAGGAAAAGUUCAAGAAAAAGUUCAAAAGUAUCAAAAAUAACUAGAAAUAAUGAUGAUAUAUUGGUCAAUACAUUCUCUCAUGAUCAGAAUUCACCACCAAAAAAUAGUAGUUAUGAUCCUUUCUGUAAUCCCUCAGAAAGCGAUUUGAAAUGGGCUGAACUUAUGUAUAAAAUUCAUGAUGACACAGAAUUCAUAACUAAUUAUGAGAAUACAAUGAGUUCAGAGGAAAGAAUAAAAAUAUAG
Messenger RNA from Funneliformis geosporum, 703 nucleotides. NCBI's taxonomy places the organism in Eukaryota, Fungi, Glomeromycota, Glomeromycetes, Glomerales, Glomeraceae. The record is from the annotation of a GenBank genome assembly.